AUGGUAAUUGGGACUGUCAUUCUUUCGCUUCGACUUGUGUAUCUACAUCUCACGCACUGGUACAUGCCCGAAGUACAAAAGUAUGUCGUCCGCAUUCUCUGGAUGGUUCCUAUUUACGCCGUGCAGUCUUAUUUGAGUCUACGCUACCACGAAUUACGGAUUUACAUUGGCUCGAUCCGCGACUUCUACGAGGCUUACGUGAUUGCCAGUUUCGUGUACUACCUCAUUGAACUGCUGGGAGGCGAAGAGUCAUUGAUUCAUAUUCUCCAACAAAAGACUGGAACGCGGCUCGGUAAACACAGCUUUCCUUUCAGCUUGAUUCUGCAGCCCUGGGAAAUGGGCAUUGAAUUUAUGCUGCAAUGCAAACACGGUGUACUACAGUAUGUCGUCUUUAAAACCUUGUCCACUGUAACGACGUUUGCUUGCGAGUCCGCCGGAAUUUACGGGGAAGGGAAGUUCGACUGGCGGUGUGCGUAUCCUUAUCUAUGUUUUUUUCAAAACAUUUCAGUUAUGUAUGCCUUGUAUUGUCUGGUAAUGUUUUACCACGCCAUCAACGAAGAGCUACGACAUCCUGUCAACUGGCAUCCAUUGGGCAAGUUUCUUAGUGUCAAAUCGGUGGUGUUCUUUACUUGGUGGCAAGGAGUCCUCAUUUUCUAUCUACGUGCCCACGGGAUCAUCGAACACAUGGGAUCAUGGUCGUCGGAAGAUGUCGCCAACGGUCUCAUUGACUACUGCGUCAUCGUGGAAACCAUCGGUUUUGCAAUUGCCCACAGCUAUACAUUUUCGUACAAGGAAUAC
Phaeodactylum tricornutum CCAP 1055/1 is the source of this 798-nucleotide messenger RNA. RefSeq lists its product with no specific name. The transcript has a single exon. Gene Ontology annotation, molecular function: transporter activity. The record is from RefSeq and is a predicted model, not a curated record. Lineage: Eukaryota; Bacillariophyta; Bacillariophyceae; Surirellales; Neidiaceae. Gene Ontology annotation, biological process: transport. The annotation marks the transcript as partial.